This is a messenger RNA of Malus domestica (apple), 714 nucleotides long. The record is from RefSeq and is a predicted model, not a curated record. Lineage: Eukaryota; Viridiplantae; Streptophyta; Magnoliopsida; Rosales; Rosaceae.
AUGGAUUUCGUGUAUGGUUUGCCGAAGAGGCAAUUGAGGUUUGACGGCAUUUGGGUGAUUGUAGACCGACUCACCAAGACUGCUCACUUCCUACCUGUUCGACAAACCUACUCACUAGAGAAGUUGGCUAAACUAUUCAUUGAUAAUAUCGUCAAGCUUUAUGGUACCGAUGGUCAAUCGGAGAGUACGAUUCAGACCUUGGAGGACAUGUUGAGAAUGUCUGUUCUCCAGUGGAAGGGUAGCUGGGAUAGUUAUUUGCCAUUGGUUGAGUUUGCUUACAACAACAACUACCACUCCAGUAUCGGCAUUGCACCUUUUGAGGCAUUGUAUGGGAAGGCAUGCCAGACACUGCUGUGUUGGAUAGAGUUGUCUCCCUGGAAGGGGAUGGUUCGAUUUGGUAAACGAGGGAAAUUGAGCCCUCGAUAUGUUGGUCCCUACCAGAUCACGGAGAGAAUUGGUGCAAUUGCUUAUAGACUGGAGCUACCGCCGAAGUUGUUGCAGAUUCACAUCGUAUUUCAUGUUUCCAUGCGUCAGAAAUAUGUAUCAGAUCCCUCGCACGUCAUUCAGCCAGAACCAUUGGAAGUGAAUCAGGAUGCGAGUUAUGACGAGGAACCAGUGGCUAUCAUUGACCGACCGGAUAAGACUUUAAGGAACAAAGUCAUUCUGUUGGUGAAAGUGCUGUGGAGAAACCAUGCCGUCGAGGAAGCGACAUAG